CGCGACGCGACGACGACGACGACGACGCGACGACGACGACGGUGAUGUCGCUCUCGACGCGCGCGACGCCGACGCCGACGCGCGCGAACGCGAACGCGAACGCGAACGCGAACGCGCGACGAAAAAGCGACGCGCGAGGACGAGGACGAAGGCGCGACGUCGCGCGCGGCGCGGCGAGCGAUGAACCGAAAAAGCUGUGGGGCGGACGAUUCAGCGAGGCGCAGGACCCGCUGAUGGAGAAGUUUAACGAAUCGCUGUCGUUCGAUCGACGGAUGUGGCGAGAGGACGUGGAGGGUUCGGUCGGGUACGCGCGGGCGCUGGCGAGGGCGAGGGUGAUCACGAACGACGAGAGGGACGCGCUGAUCGAUGGAUUGGGCGAGGUGGGAAAGGAGUGGGAGCGCGGGGCGUUCGCGGCGAAGGCUGGGGACGAGGACAUACACACCGCGAAUGAACGGCGGUUGACGGAACUCAUCGGAGACGUCGCGGGGAAGUUGCACACCGGACGGUCGAGAAACGAUCAAGUGGCGACGGAUACGCGCAUGUGGUUGCGCGGGGAGUUGCUUAGGAUUCGAGCGCACCUGAGGACGUUGAUUGAGAUCGCGGUCGAUCGCGCCGAGCGCGAGGUGGACGUGGUCAUGCCCGGGUUUACGCACUUGCAGAGCGCGCAGACGGUGCGAUGGUCGCAUUGGUUGCUUUCGCACGCCGCGGCUUGGCAGCGAGACGAUCAGAGGUUGGGAGACAUGAUUAAACGCGUGAACGUCAUGCCUCUCGGUUCGGGGGCGUUGGCGGGGAACCCGUUCGGCAUCGAUCGUCAACUGUUGGCCAAGGAUUUGGGUUUCGACGGCGUGUGCCCGAAUUCCAUGGACGCCGUGAGCGAUCGCGAUUACAUCGCCGAGGCGAGCUUUUGGGCGUCGAUGACGGCCACGCACCUGUCUCGAUGGAGUGAAGAUUUGAUCGUGUACUGCUCGCAGCAGUUUGGUAUGGUGAAGUGUUCGGACGCGUACUCCACCGGCUCCUCCCUGAUGCCGCAAAAGAAGAACCCGGACGCGUUGGAGCUCUUGCGCGGCAAGAGCGGCACGCAAAUUGGUUCGCUCAUGGCAGUCUUAGCCACCAUCAAGGGCACGCCCACGACGUACAACAAAGAUCUUCAAGAGGUCUGGCACGCCAUGUACUACACCGUGGAUAAUAUGAGCGAUUCGUUACAAAUCGCCGCCGGCUGCUUGGCGACGCUCAAAAUUUACCCCGACGCUAUGGAACGCGGUUUGUGCGCGGAAAUGCUCGCCACCGAUCUCGCCGAGUAUCUCGUUCGCAAGGGUGUACCAUUUCGCGAGACUCAUCACAUCUCCGGCGCCGCCGUCAAGCUCAGCGAAGACCGCGGCGUACCGCUUUCCUCAUUAACCGUCGACGACUUGAAGCCCCUCUGCGCCGCCUUCGACGCCGACGUCGCCGAGGUUUGGUCGUACGAGAAAUCCGCCGAGUCCCGCGACACCGAGGGCGGCACCUCGCGUCGCAGCGUUCUCGAGCAGUGCGCCAAGCUUCGCGCGUACCUCGCCGCCAACUAA
This is a messenger RNA of Ostreococcus lucimarinus CCE9901, 1562 nucleotides long. RefSeq lists its product with no specific name. Lineage: Eukaryota; Viridiplantae; Chlorophyta; Mamiellophyceae; Mamiellales; Bathycoccaceae. The record is from RefSeq and is a predicted model, not a curated record. The coding region runs from base 234 to 1562 and encodes 442 amino acids. Gene Ontology annotation, molecular function: argininosuccinate lyase activity. Gene Ontology annotation, cellular component: cytosol. The transcript has a single exon.